Molecule: messenger RNA, 1167 nt
Organism: Nannospalax galili (Upper Galilee mountains blind mole rat)
Lineage: Eukaryota; Metazoa; Chordata; Mammalia; Rodentia; Spalacidae
Gene: Tex44
Product: testis expressed 44
Exons: 1
Coding region: 1-1167 (388 amino acids)
Source: RefSeq, a predicted model, not a curated record
AUGACCCCUGAGCCCUCGGAAGAGGCUGAAGCCACCAGCAGCCCCAUACAAGGCCCUCCCGAGGCCUCCUCAGGGAAUGAAGCUGACAGCGACUCUGUAGACAGCUUGCCUGAGGAGUCCCAAAGUCCAGAUCCCCUGCCUGCUGAUAUCCUGGCAGCAGACAUCACUGCAGGACCCACUCAACAGCAGGACAUAGAGCAGGCCAUUGUGGAGACAACCACCUCCACAGGGCAGGAUGGAGACCAGGCCUCCAUGCAAACAGCCACUUCCAUGGGGCAAAAUGGAGACCAGGCCUCUGUAGAGACAGUCACCUCGGUGGGGCAGGAUGAAGACCAGGCCUCUGCAGAGACAGCCACCUCCAUGGCCAUGUCAAUAUCUGGGGACAAAGAUGAGAGCCCAGAUGCUCCAAGUCAUACCCAAGAGAAUCCUGAAGAGAUCACAUUUCUGUUGGCCCAAGACCCAGGUACCCUGCAAGCAUUUGUGGGCUUCCAGAACCCAGUAUGGGACAGGCUGGCUGGAAACACAUGGACCAAUCGGAGCCAUACAGUUUCCUUAAGCAAUUCCCAGAACCAGAAUGACAUGCCACAAAAACCGAGUAAUCCCAAAGGGCAGCCAGAAACAGUUCCACCUGCUCCAAAUUCCAAGAUUCCAUCUGCCCCACCUGAGGAGAUCCAGCUCUCUGUGGAAGCUGCCGACCCAACCCCACCUUUCUUCAGCCCUCCAGCAGGCAACGCCCCUCCCUCUCCAGAUUCCUACCAGAUGUCCCUAGGUAGGAACCUUCUGGACAUCAACCUAUACAGGCCCAAUGUGGAGAAUGACUAUAGGUGCUCCAUGACUAGCCUGCUGGGUCGUGGCAAGGGCUCCAUCAGCUCACUGGCAGACAUCUUGGUGUGGUCGGACUCUGCCAUGGGCAUGGGCAUGGCUGUGGGCUUUCUGAUCUCAGGCCGUAGCUCUCCAGCAGACAUGCUACAAGACGAGGGGCCCAGCCUGCGCACUGUCGCCAGCCUUUUGGGCAGUGCCAGGUCAGCUCUCUCCUCUGGACUGGCAGCUGGAACUGGUUCUGCCUUGCGUUCAGUCACAUAUCUACUGGAGUCCAUGGAGAGACAAAUUUUGGGAGGUAUUCGUUCAUCUAUGCGCUACCUGACCAACCACUUCACUCCUUGCUGA